AGCUUCCUUAGUGUUUUACAUGCCUCAUAUUAGUCUCUCACUGCCAGCCCCACAGGACCUUGUGAGGCGGCACAGCUGGCGAUUACACUCUCCUCAUUUACUUAACCUUCAGCACCGGAGCUUAAGACACUACUAACUUAUUACACUAGUUCACACCAAGUCUCAUAAUACACAACACAUAAUACAGAACAUGUUAUGUAGCAUACAUUUGUUUGUUCUUCCAUCAUUACUUCCGUAACACUUCCAUAACCGGCAGCAUCACUGGUGGCGGUAACAUACAUAACUGACAAUACCACAAAGCCUGAAAAACUGACUGAUGUCAUUCACUUCAAAAUGCUAUGGACUUCAGUAAGAUGUGGUGAAAGCUGUUACAGUCUUUGAAUUUUUAAUGCGAGUGAUACGGUUAAGACAACAAGUAAUUCAGGGACAACCUAUACAUACCAUAUAGGAAGAAUAAAGAAGUAUUGUCCUGCUGAACCUUUUCGGAUCUGAAUCUUCAUGUAUGUACUUGAUUACAUUCAGGUGAUGGCAGUCGCUGGUCUGUUAAGAUCAAAGUGACUUGAUACUCAUUAGGCCUUUAGCUUCCUUGAAUAAAACCCUGUUUGGCAACUUUCCCUUCCCUUCCCUGUGUGUCUAGCAGACUGCCAUUCCACACGGCUAUACCUAGUCCUCAGCAGUCUGCCUUACUGUACGUUUAGUUUCUCCCCAAAGGUCUACACAUCUGGUUCAGUUUCAUGUAAGUGCGUCAUGGUGUGUGUUUGUGUGUGUGUGUGUGUGUGUAAUAGUGAUGAAAUUAAGUAAGCAUGCUGAUGAUAUUUAAGAUGCAUCGAAAGAUUGUGCGAAUAUUAGUGAAAGUAAGAGUGGGGAUGGUAGUACUCAUAAGUACUUAUUAGACUGAGACUGAAUGAGAGAGAACGCAAAUGUGCGUGAAUGUGUUAGUUAACGAAAGAUGAAGUGUGGCACUGAGUGAAUUAGAACGAUCCUAAGAAUUGGUAAAUAGAGUGAGACUGACAGAGAAUGAGAAUAAAAUUAUACGAAAGGGUGAGGAAGGCUGAGGAGUGAAUGUUGUGGGAUGAGUGAGAGGGAAAGAGAUAGAUAUCACUCUCUUAACACUUUAUCUUGGGCAGGUGAAGGGAGGGUAGGUGACAGGGAGAGAGGUUUGAAAUAAGACGAAAGAGGAGAGGAGAGGAAAGGAACAGGGGGGAGAAGGAAAGGACAUUAUGGAGUUCGUAACGGGCCAAAGAAGUGGAGGAAGAAUGAAGUACGAGGAGAAGGUAAAGAGAAUAGAUAUAAGCAAGAAGAACAGGCUGAGUUAAACCAAGCUUUGGAAGGUUUAGGGUGAAAGAAAGAAUGAGGAAUGCAUGCAUCAAUGGUGGAUACAGUCACCUCUGCUAUGGUGCUCAGCACACAGAAAUGGAUCUCUGACACAGAAGUAGAUUGUGCUUAGUUGCAAAAUCUAUUGUGAUUGAAGAAGGUAUUUACUUUCAAUCAUGCAAAUAACCUUAGGACACAGUUCCUCAACGCUUUUAAAACAUUGUGCGGCGCGCAAAAUCGACUGUGACAUCAGGCUUCCAGCAUCCACUUUGUCCUCAUUAUCACCAUCAGCAGCACUCCCACUAGAAAGAGAACCAGCAGCACCACUCCCACCACCAGCAACAAAAGCAGCGACAUCACCAUCACCAUCACCGCAGCCAACAAGAGAAACCACCACCAUCGCCACCGUUUGCAACAUAACGAGCAGCAGCAGAAGGCACAGCAGGUGCAGCAGCAUGCAGAGCGAGGCGCCUACCUGCAGCAAGGUGCCCACCGUGGACGUGGGUGGCCUAGGCGCACACCACGCGGAGGAACCCUGCCAGCAGGAGUGGGAACGCGUGACGCGCGAGCUGGAGCAGGCCUUCAGCGAUAUAGGAUGUGCCUACCUCACCGGCCAUGGCGUGCCUGACCACCUGAUCAAUGAAAUGCUGUCCACUGGUGUUGCUUUCUUCAAACAGCAAGAAGAAGUUAAGAAUCGUUGGUCUAAAGAUACGAAUAUGCAUGGAUACCUCAGUAUUAACUCUGAAAGAUAUGCUGGAGCAGGUCCUGAACUGCAUGAAAGCUUUCUCUUUAAGCCAGACAGUUACAACUCGUGUGAUGAGGAAGCCCCGCCGUUUAUGACGCCCUUAAUGACUGUACAUGAGUUUUGCCUCACCCUCUCUCGGAGGCUGAUGACCUGUCUCGCCCUCAGUGUGGGAAAAAAUCGAGACCACUUCGUGAACAUGCACCUGGACAGCGGCACCAAAAACAGCCUCAGCACUUAUCGCCUGAACUAUUACCCACUGGCCUCCGGUGGCCGAGAGGACACGACUGGAUUCGGUGCUCACGUUGAUUACUCUACUAUAACCCUUAUUUAUAGCAACGACUCGGAAGGCUUGCAGGUUCGUGACUCAGCUGGACGGUGGAUUGAUGUGAAGUGCGUCCCAGGCACCAUAAUCUUGCUGGCAGGGGAGUUCCUCCACUUCCACUCCUACAAGAGGUUCAGACCAGCGAUGCACCGUGUCGUGCUGCCCAGCGAGCACCAGCCCAGGCGACCCCAUCGCUGCACGUUGAUUUGGUUCGAACAUGCUGAUUCACACCAGCCAAUGUGGCCUACCAGUGAAGACCCCACCCAGCCCGCUCCUCCGGGUGUCAAGGAUUUCCUAAUGGAAAAGACAACUACAGCGGUUAAAGCAGUUUCCAGAAAUUAAAAACAAGAUGUCGGAACAAACAUACUUGUCGAUAAUAGUUUCAUUACUGUGUAUCUUUUUUUUUUUGGAUCUUGGUCAUUUGUAAUCCUCUAUUUAGGCGGGAUCCGUUGUUAACUAACGGGUGUCCGUGAUCGAGUCACUCCAUCUUUAUCUUUAUCUUUGAUCUUUAUCUUAUUUUUGUCACUUUUACCAUUAAUUACUUGUAAUUUUAUGCAAUUUUAUAAUCCGGCGCCAUAUAACCUACGUUGUUGUGGCGCCACGCAAAAAACUUAAACACGUCUCCUCGUUUCCUCAGUGAUGCCAAAGGGUGACUAUGGUUGAACAUAUUUAGUAACAGAUUAGUGCCGAAAAUCAUAUUGAACAGGUGAAAUGAACGCUGUUGUGUGGUGGACUGGAUGAAUGGGGUUACCUCAGUGUGUGGCUAGGGAUUUCGCAUUUUUUAUUUUCGCCUCAAAUAUCGUUCCCCACUGAUAUUAAAAGAUCGUCAGAGUUUAAUAAGGAUGGUUGCUUGUGAUGGCGAUGGUAUAGUAAAUGGACCUCUGAUGACACUGACUGUCUCUGGUAAUGUAGUGAUGUGUACACACGUACGUACGCACAAUCUCAUGCACUUUAUAUAUCUGCCUGGAAACAUGUCAAGUCUGUUCAGCAACUAGCCAAAAACUCCUUCAUUAAUAGAAAGUGUCAUAAUCUUUCAAGAUCUAACUGCCCUCGUGACUUCUGGCAUCUAGCCAGAAAUAUCUCCAAUAACUUUGCUUCUUCUUCUUUCCCUCCUUUAUUUCAACCAGAUGGCACCACUGCUAUCACAUUUAUCUCUCAAGCUGAACUCUUCGCUCAAACCUUUGCUAAAAACUCUAUCUUGGAUGAUAAAGUGUUUGUUCCGCCCUCUGACUACUUCAUGCUGCCUAUUAAAAUCCUUCGCAAUGAUGUUUUCAUUGCCCUCGCUGGCCUAAACCCUCAGAAGGCUUAUGGACCUGAUGGGGUCCCUCCUAUUGUUCUCUGAAACUGCGCCUCCGUGUUUGCACCUUGACUAGUCAAACUCUUUCAUCCCUGUAUUAACAUCUGCCUUUCCUUCUUGCUGGAAGUUUGCCUACAUUCAGCCUGUUCCUAAAAAGAGUGACCGUUCUAAUCCUAUUGCUUUAAUUUCCUGCCUAUCUAAAGUUUCUGAAUCUAACAUCAACAGAAAUAUUCUUAAACAUCUAUCACUUCACACCCUUCUGUCUGAUCGAUAGUAUGGGUUCCGUCAAGGCCACUCUACUGGUGAGGUUUGGUCACCCUCUUUUAGAGAUUUUGGUGAAACUUUUGCUUUUACUUUAUAAAUAUCAAAGGCAUUUGAUAGAGCCUGGCACAAAAUUUUUAUUUCCAAACUACCCUCCUACAGCUUCUAUCCUUCUCUCUGUAACUUCAUCUCAAGUUUUCUUUCUGACUGUUCUAUUGCUUCUGUGGUAGACGUUCACAGUUUUUUUCCUGAUUCUAUUAACAGUGGUGUUCCUUACGAUUCUUUCUUGUCACCCACUUUCUUCAUACAAUUCAUCAGUGAUCUUCUAAACUAAACUUCUUGUCUUACCCACUCCUACGCUGAUGAUACCACCCUGCACUUUACCACGUCUUUUCGUAGACCUCCAACCCUUCAGGAAGUAAGCACUUCACGUAGGGAAGCCACAGAACGCCUGACUUCUGAUCUCUCUAAAAUUUCUGAUUGGAACAGAGCAGACUUAGUUUUGUUCAGUGUCUCAAAAUUUAAUUCCUCCAUUUAUCAUCUCGACACAACUUUCCAGAUAACUAUCCCCUCUUCUUCAAUGACACUCAACUGUCCCCCUCUUCUACACUGAAUAUCCUCGGUCUGCCGUUUACUUAUAAUCUGGGAACUUCACUUCUCAUCUCUAUAGCUAAAAUAGCUUUUAUGAAGUUAAGCGUUCUGAGCCACCUCCGCCAGUUUUCUCAGCCCCUCCUCCCCCCAACAGCUGCUUAUUCUGUACAGGAGCCUUAUCUGUCCAUGUAUGGAGUAUGCUUCACAUAUUUUGUGGUGGAGGGGGUUUUACACAAGGUGGAAGCAAAAACUUUUCGUCUUAUCAACUCCUCUCCUCUAACUGACUGUCUUCAGCUUCUUUCUCAUUGCCGUAAUGUUGCAUCUCUUGCUAUCUUCUACCGCAAUUUUCAUGCUAACUGGUCUUCUGAUCUUUCUAGCUGCAUGUGUCCCCUCCUUCCGCGGCCUCGCUCUCACCUCUAUUCCAUCCACCUCUCUAAUGCAAAACUUAACCAGUAUUAUCAUUCAUUUAUCCCUUUGUCUGGUAAACUCUGUAACUCUCUGCCUGCUUCUGUAUUUCAUUUUUCCUAUGACUUGAAUCCUCUCAAGAGGGAGGUUUCAAGACAGUUAUCCUUUCAUUUUUGACGACCGUCUUUGACUCUGGGGACCGGCACCUAAGUGGACCUUUUUUUCCAUUACAAUUUUGUUGCUCUUGCUCGGUGCCGCUCCUACAUAAAAAGGAAUAAAAGAAAGAAAAAAAAAAGGAGUAAAGAAGGAUAAAAAUAAGUGCCUAUAGUGUUAGAGCUUAUUUUGUUGAUGAAAGAGUGUUUGGUAAAGAAGCUUGGGAUCAGAUUCCUUAAGUAUCUCUCCAAUAACAUAAUCAGCUGAUAUCAACGACCAAGUUGUGCAGCGGACCACACCAAAUGUAAAAGUCUGUUUGCAGGUUGAUGAGCGUACUGACAUGGCUGGGAAAUGCCUUUCCCGUCCUGACCAGAGUUGAACUGACCUGUUUCUAAAUCUAGAUGAUGAAGUGAUCCUUUCUUGUAGACUCUGUGUUUAAAUGCUACGCGUCCGAUCGUAACGAAAUUAGCACCAUAUGAUAGCACAACUCUGUUAAUUUUAUAGUAUGUAGCUUUCAUCUCUUCUCUUGUUUGAGGUCAAUUGCUAACUUGCAAAAAGUAGAAGGGUGUCGAAAAUGGUAUUUUGUUAAAAAGAUCCUAAUUUUUCUGCAAUUUUCACCAACUUUCUUUUCUUUCAACGAGACCGGAUACUUACUACUGAACGCAUAGUCUAAUUUCCUAUCCAAUAGUAUAUCCCAUAGCCAUUCGGCUCUCACAAAGUUUUUAGCUAGAGUGAUUUGAAUAUUAGCCAAGUUUUCCGGCCCAUCGCGGCCUGACCGUAACGCUAUUCAGACGCUAAUAUUUCAUGAACUACGCUGCCGAUUGUAAUGAAAUUUGCACCAUAUGAUAGCACAAUUAUAUCAAUUAAACAUCAUGUAGCUUUCAGCUCUUCUAUUAGGUGAAGUCAAAGAGUAACCUGAAAAGUAUAAGUGUUGAAAAUGCGAUUUUAUAAAUAACCUCAGUUUUCUGCAAUUUUCAUCAACUUUUGUUUAUCUCAGCAUGAGAGGACACAUACCACUGAACGCACAAUGAAAUUUCCUAUCCAACGGUAUAUACCACAAUUAUUAUUCAGCAUUUGCAGACUUUUAGGUAGAGUGAUUUGAAUUUAGCGAUUUGAGGCUUGCUUCCACUUUUUCAUCAAUUUACUGUUACAUAUAAAUGACUAAGUUAUUUUAGGUUAGGUUACGUUAUUUUAGGUUAUUUUACUUAAGGUUAGGUUAUUUUAGAUUAGUUUGGUUUAUUUUAGGUUACUCACCGCUUCCCUCGUCAAUCGCCUAUCGACGCAUUUUACUGGAAAAAGUAGUGGUAGUAGUAGUAGUAGUAGUAGUAGUAGUAGUAGUAGUAGUAGUAGCAGUAAUGAUAUUAGUGUGAGUGGAAUCUGAUAGAUGGUGGUCACUCACGUCUGUAAUCCAUUAUGUACCAGAAAUAAAUAAAGAAAAAAAUAUCAGUAACCAUGACAA
Messenger RNA from Scylla paramamosain (green mud crab), 6547 nucleotides. RefSeq lists its product as uncharacterized. The record is from RefSeq and is a predicted model, not a curated record. The coding region runs from base 1491 to 2723 and encodes 410 amino acids. Gene Ontology annotation, molecular function: 2-oxoglutarate-dependent dioxygenase activity. NCBI's taxonomy places the organism in Eukaryota, Metazoa, Arthropoda, Malacostraca, Decapoda, Portunidae. The transcript has 7 exons.